This is a messenger RNA of Antechinus flavipes (yellow-footed antechinus), 3648 nucleotides long. It is a transcript of the gene DHX36, whose product is annotated as DEAH-box helicase 36. Gene Ontology annotation, molecular function: G-quadruplex RNA binding; DNA helicase activity; ATP binding. Bases 89 to 3142 code for a protein of 1017 amino acids. Gene Ontology annotation, cellular component: intracellular anatomical structure; cytoplasm; nucleus. Lineage: Eukaryota; Metazoa; Chordata; Mammalia; Dasyuromorphia; Dasyuridae. The transcript has 25 exons. The record is from RefSeq and is a predicted model, not a curated record.
GAAGUGCACGCGAGACCUGCUUCCGGGCGCCGGCGCCAUUUGUAGCCGUUGCCGGUCCCUGCCUGAGGGGCUUUUCUCUGUCUAUACAAUGAGCUACGAGCACCGCCAGAACUGGGGCCGCGAUGGUGGCGGGCCCCGCGGCUCGAGCAACGGCGGGUACGGAGGAAACCGCGGCGGGGGCGGAAGCCGGGGCGGUGGCGGAGGCAGCGGCGGCGGAGGAGGCGGCGGCGGCGGCGGAGGAGGCCGGGGCCGGCAUCCCGGACACCUGAAGGGCCGCGAAAUAGGCCUUUGGUACGCAAGGAAGCAGGGCCAGAAGAGCAAGGACGCCGAGCGCCAGGAGAGAGCUGUAGUGCGUAUGGAUGAACGUCGAGAAGAACAAAUUGUACAGCUGUUGAAUUCUGUCCAAACUAAGAAUGAUAAAGAUUCUCAGCCGCAGAUAUCCUGGUUUUCUCCUGAGGAUCAUGGAUAUGGCACUGAAAUUCCUGUCCAGAACAAACCACCUUCAGAAAAGAAAUUUUUGGAAAAAGAAAAGAAACCUUUGGACCAAGAAAAGAAGUUUGUAGACCGAGGCAAGAAAUUGACUGAAAGGGGAAAAUCAUUUGUAGAUAGAGAUUCUGAAUAUCUCUUGCAAGAGAAUGAGCCAGAUGUGGAUUUAGACCAGCUACUUAAGGAAGAUCUGAAAAGAAAGAAGUCUGAUCCCCGCUAUAUUGAAAUGCAGCAUUUCCGGGAGAAGCUGCCCUCAUAUGGAAUGCAAAAGGAAUUGGUAAAUUUGAUAAAUAACAAUCAGGUUACUGUCAUAAGUGGUGAGACUGGUUGUGGGAAAACCACCCAAGUUACCCAGUUCAUCCUAGAUGACUAUAUCGAAAGAGGAAAAGGAUCCGCCUGCCGGAUAGUGUGUACACAGCCCAGAAGAAUCAGUGCAAUUUCGGUUGCAGAGAGAGUGGCCGCAGAGAGAGCCGAACCAUGUGGCAGCGGCCAUAGUACCGGGUACCAGAUCCGCCUCCAGAGCCGGUUGCCAAGGAAACAAGGCUCCAUUUUGUACUGUACAACAGGAAUCAUUCUUCAGUGGCUCCAGUCAGAUCCGCAAUUAUCCAGUGUUAGUCACAUUGUACUUGAUGAAAUCCAUGAAAGGAAUCUGCAGUCAGAUGUUUUAAUGACUGUUAUUAAAGAUCUCCUAAACUUUCGACCUGACCUGAAAGUAAUUCUGAUGAGUGCAACUUUGAAUGCUGAGAAGUUUUCGGAAUAUUUUGAUCAUAGUCCAAUGAUUCACAUACCUGGUUUCACAUUCCCUGUUGCUGAAUAUCUUUUAGAAGAUGUGAUUGAAAAGAUAAGGUAUACACCAGAAAAUACAGAUCGCAAACCCCAGUUUAAAAGGGGUUUUAUGCAAGGUCAUGUAAAUAGACCAGAAAAAGAAGAGAAAGAAGCAAUUUAUAAAGAACGCUGGCCAGACUAUGUAAGGCAGCUGCGAGGAAGGUAUUCAGCAAAUACCAUAGAUGUUUUAGAAAUGAUGGAUGAUGAUAAAGUUGAUCUGAAUUUAGUUGCUGCACUUAUCCGACACAUUGUUUUGGAAGAAGAGGAUGGUGCGAUCUUGGUAUUCCUCCCAGGCUGGGACAACAUCAGCACUUUGCAUGACCUUUUGAUGUCACAGGUCAUGUUUAAAUCAGAUAGGUUCAUUAUAAUACCUUUGCACUCAUUGAUGCCUACUGUUAACCAGACACAGGUAUUUAAAAGGACCCCGCCUGGUGUUCGGAAAAUAGUCAUUGCUACGAAUAUUGCAGAAACAAGUAUCACCAUAGAUGAUGUCGUUCAUGUGAUUGAUGGUGGAAAAAUAAAAGAAACCCAUUUUGACACCCAGAAUAACAUCAGUACAAUGGCAGCAGAGUGGGUUAGUAAGGCAAAUGCCAAGCAGAGGAAAGGACGUGCUGGGAGAGUUCAACCAGGUCACUGCUAUCAUCUGUAUAAUGGUCUUCGAGCCAGCCUUCUGGACGACUAUCAGUUACCAGAAAUUUUGAGAACACCAUUAGAAGAACUGUGUUUACAAAUAAAGAUUUUAAGGUUAGGCGGAAUUGCUUAUUUCCUAAGCAGGUUAAUGGACCCACCAUCUCAUGAUGCCGUUUUACUGUCUAUAAAUCAUCUAAUGGAAUUGAAUGCUUUGGAUAAGCAAGAAGAAUUGACCCCUCUUGGAGUCCAUUUAGCACGAUUGCCAGUUGAGCCACAUAUUGGGAAAAUGAUUCUCUUUGGAGCCCUUUUUUGCUGCUUAGACCCAGUCCUUACCAUUGCAGCUAGUCUUAGCUUCAAAGAUCCCUUUGUCAUUCCACUGGGCAAAGAAAAAGUGGCCGAUGCCAGGAGGAAGGAAUUGUCAAAGAAUACGAAAAGUGACCACUUGACAGUUGUGAAUGCUUUCGAGGGAUGGGAAGAGGCGAGGAGACGUGGUUUCCGGUUUGAAAAGGAUUAUUGCUGGGAGUAUUUUCUCUCUUCAAACACACUGCAGAUGCUGCACAACAUGAAGGGACAGUUUGCCGAGCACCUUCUUGCUGCUGGAUUUGUGAGCAGCAAGAACCCAAAAGAUCCCAAAUCAAAUAUUAAUUCGGAUAAUGAAAAGAUAAUCAAAGCGGUUAUCUGCGCUGGCUUAUAUCCCAAAGUUGCUAAAAUACGGCCAAGUUUUAGUAAAAAAAGGAAAAUGGUGAAAGUUUGCACCAAAACUGAUGGAACAGUUAACAUUCAUCCUAAAUCUGUAAAUGUUGAAGAGUCAGAGUUCCAUUAUAACUGGCUGAUCUACCACCUGAAGAUGAGAACAAGCAGCAUAUAUUUAUAUGACUGCACAGAGGUAUCUCCCUACUGUCUCUUAUUCUUUGGAGGUGAUAUUUCCAUUCAGAAGGAUAAAGAUCAAGAUACUAUUGCUGUAGAUGAAUGGAUUGUCUUCCAGUCUCCAGCAAGAAUCGCCCAUCUUGUUAAGGAAUUAAGAAAAGAACUUGACGCCCUUUUGCAAGAAAAGAUUGAGAACCCUCAUCCCGUGGAUUGGAAAGAGACUCAGUCCCGAGAUUGUGCUGUGCUGUCUGCUAUCCUAGACUUGAUCAAAACUCAGGAAAAUGGGACACCCAGGAACUUUUCCCCACGAUUCCAGGAUGGAUACUACAGUUGACAACUUUUUUGGGGCAGUCCAAAAGACCUUUUAACCAUCUUUUCUCACUCUUAGUUUGAUUUUUGACUAAGUGGUGAAUAUUGGGGCCUGACUAAUUCCCAUGCAUCCUGUAUGUAGAUAGUGGUGAUGACCUAGAGUGCAUGACUUCUAAUGUUAGCUGUAGCUUUUAUAAAUAUCCCACGGAAUGCAGUACGUUCUCUGAUCACAUCAAUGUAUGUGUGUUAGUUGUGUCUCAACUUCACUGGCAUUCUCCUUAAAGGAAGACAGAGAUCGUGUACUGCUGAAAAACGACAUUUAUAUUCCCUGUACUGCCCGGCGCAAGGGCUCUUGUUAACCCUAAAUGUGUAUUGUGAUCAUAGAGCCAGUAGGAUUCCAGUGGUUAGUCAGAAGCAAGGUCAGUGAACAUUUGAACAGUGCUGCCUCUUUUUUACACAGCUUCCAACGGAAGGAAUCGAAUUCAAGUGUAUUAGCACAGUAUUUAAUAAAGUGUACAGUGGCGUAAAGAA